Molecule: messenger RNA, 3031 nt
Organism: Microplitis mediator
Lineage: Eukaryota; Metazoa; Arthropoda; Insecta; Hymenoptera; Braconidae
Exons: 5
Coding region: 987-2972 (661 amino acids)
Source: RefSeq, a predicted model, not a curated record
AAAAGGAUUUCUUGGCGCAAAAAACUUUUACUCACGCCAAGAAAAUUUUUACUUGUCCUAAGAAAUUUUUCGCAUUAUGAAUUGAAAGCGUAAAUUUUUUUGGGGCGAGAAAAAAUUUUCUUGAGUCAAGAAAAAAAUUUUUGGGGCAAGAAAAAAUUUUUUGUCCUAAGAAAAUUUUCGUUUUCAUUUCAUAAUGCAAAUUUUUUCUUGUCCCAAAAAAUCCUUCUUUUCUGUGUAGUUGCCAUUGAAAAAAAUGAUUUUAAAAAUUUCAAUUCCCAGAAGAAAAUUUUGUAAAAAAAAAAAAAUAAUAGUCGAAAUGACGGUUGAAAAAAUUUUUUGGGUCGUCCGUUUCGCUCACCCGGUUCCGUUUCGCCCGGCCUUCCUCUAUAUGUAUCUGUAGAAUAAUAGAUAGCACAUACACAUCAUCAAUAAGUUGAAUGGAUCUGGGGAAAUGAUCGGGUUUGUAUCAUAAUAACGUGUAACAAACACCAUGGUAACCUAGGACAACAAGCUGUCAGAUGAUAGGUAAACUUUUAAUCAAUAAACGGGUGACUGGAGUUUGGAGAAUGUUAAAGGUAUAUGCCCGCUUAAAACUUUCUUCUUCUUCUUCUUCUUGUUCUUCUUGUUCUUAUAGUUGUACGUUAUAUGCAAUACUUAGACACGUACAUACUAAUUUAGAUUGUGUUUGUAUUCGUUACUAUUCAAACGGUGUAUAUAAUGCCGUGACGAGGGUGGUGACGCCGGCACAACGGACUUUAUUCCAGAGGGCAAUGGAUCGCAACUCAUGAGUAGUCUAGUCAGUCCGCGUGUACCUCCCGACAACGAUUCAUUGUUCCUUUUAAUUCAGUAUUUCAUUUUAUUUAUUUAGCUAUUAGUUCAUUAGCUUUUAUUAAAGUUUACUAUUUGUUAUCUAUCACGUUUAUCUCAUUUGCUUUUUGCUUAUUUGGUUUCAUUCACCGGUUUCAACAAGACCUGGUUGCUGAAGUAUGUCAAGACCAACGAGACAACUGUCAUUGCAACAGCCGGGGCGAGGGACGCAGCGGUCGCAGAUCCGUCGACAGAAAUCUGCAGAUGGAUCUGGAUCCGCGGGUGGAACCGCUGCGAUUUAUGACACGAAUCAGCGAUCCAAGAAACCCUGGAAUGGUGAGAGGCCCAAGGUUAGAAUCGCGUGGUCAUCUACGGGAACAGAAGAAACCAAAGUAGAAGUUGUUGCCUCGCGGAUCGGUACGUCUUCAGGUAAAAACCGCGGACUGUGUGCGGCUUCCGGUUCGUUAAUUAAUUCGGACAAAGCGACUAUUUUGUACUCGCGUCAAGAAUUAGCUGAGAGAUUGCGUCUCGCGUGGAAACAACGCGAAGCUAAUAAGUCUAAUAUUGAUAUUUUUUUGGCCCACGAAACGGUUGAUGAUUCUUCGUCACGUUGCGAGUCACGUUUGUCGACAAUUAGCUGCGAUUUGUUGAAAAAUGAUGACAAAGAUAUUUACACUCUGGGUAUUUCGGGUGAUACCUCCGGUGAGUGUGAAGACGAGCCUGAUUGUGUUGACGGGGACAAAGAUAAAGUCCCGGAUGCUAGAGCCAAAAGGGCUUCUUUUCAAUCUGGAACAAAUGCUGCUUUCAUGGGACCAAUUGAUAAAACAUUUAUUAAGGAAACUGUCAAAGACAUUUCUCUGGAGAAAAAAGAACGUGCUGUCACCCCAGACUAUAGAGUCAACAAGAGGACAAAUUCUGCACCACCUCUACAGAGAAGAGGAUCGCCACUAACUCUAGGCCAUUUGGGCGCCGGUCGUUCUAAAGUAAAUAUUGUUAUUGACACCCCGAAAAUUUCACGACCUCGAGAUAGCGGUUCAUUGAGAGACGUCAGGAUCGACCGAAAAGAUGCUGUGGUAAAAAGUCUAAGUCCUCAUGAUGAUUCCAAGAGCACAUCUCAAAAUUCUGGGCCCGCUGACCGGGUGGAAAAGAACCACAUCACCAAAUUUAUUACAAAAAAGAGAAUCAGAACGGGAAAGCGGAGGGUAGAAGAGUGUGGUAGCAAAAAGAACGAAAGCAAAUUGAAUCCUGAUGUUAUUACAAUGGUGUCAUUAGUCAGCGAUGCAGACAGCGAUUCGGAAGUUGAAAGAAAUUCACCGAGAGAUGAUAAGCUCGUAAGACAGCUACGUAGCAAUUUACCUACCACGCCGAUUAUCAAGGGCUGUUCAUCUUUGAUGAUGAACACGAAUAAUCUGAGCGUUUUUUCGGCUGAUAAUUCUCUGAUGCCCUCACGACGUCCUCUGAAAUCAGUUUCAUUUCAGCAAGAUUCGAUAGACGGCGAGCUUACGAUCCGACCGAGAAGUGAAGACAAGAAGACAAAAUUUUUCAACGAAAGUCUUUCUAAAGUAAUUCUCCAAGCAGAACUUGACGGUGCGAUUCGUACUUCGCCGCUCGACGAAAUGAAGCGUCCGUGGCUCGAAACAAACGCUUCGGAAUCGCAAGUGCUGCCGUCUGGGGGGAUGUACUGGAAGUCUCCGGAAGACUGCCCACUCACAGAUCGGGAGAAAAGAUGUCUGGUGGUCCCAAUUGGGGACCCGCAGGACAAAAAGCGAAAACUUUUGCUACAGAGAACAAAAAGUGUACCCUGCCGAACAACGAACGAUGAGAACCAAUUGACUAUGCAAAUCGAGGCUAAAGAACCAGCUGUUCUUAGUUCUGAUAAACAAACAGAGUUGUCUUCCAUUACGCGAACUGAUACGGAUAUUUUUCCUAAAACUUCUAUUUCCAAAAUCUUACAGAGGAACAGUUUUGACGAAAGAACUAUCGAUAUAGGAAUGGACAAUGAUGGCCAAACUGCGGAACCUGUUCUGGGAACUACCAAAGAAAAGGAAUGCUGGCAUUUGUACAGAAGGAUGUGCGAUAAAGGAGUUUGCGUUUCAUUUGACACUGUCCUGAGGGGAAUGCUCACACCGACAGAAUACAGAUUAAGAAGAAGAGAAAUUACAUAGCAGGAAGUGAAAGAAGUUGGUAAAACUUCCGAAAGUAAUGAUAGUUCUAAUAAGUGUUU